This is a messenger RNA of Linum tenue, 3479 nucleotides long. The record is from the annotation of a GenBank genome assembly. NCBI's taxonomy places the organism in Eukaryota, Viridiplantae, Streptophyta, Magnoliopsida, Malpighiales, Linaceae.
CUCCACUUCGUAACCGUUUUUCCCCCCUCUCUCUAGGGUUUCAGGAAAACUCAAGUGCCCUGUUUCCAGAGUCCUCCAUAGCUCGAUCGAACGUUAUUUUUUGCCCCCUUCUCUUUAUCCUCUCCUCUCUCUGUAACAUCACAUUUUCCGAAAACUCGCCUCGUUCCCUUCCACCAGAUGUGGAGGCUUUUUUGUUCAGCUGCAAGUUUUGCAUGCCCAUUAUUCCUCUUCAUCUGAAAUCCAAUUGGGUUUCGUCCUUUCUUGGCGCUGCUCUGUUGGUUUCGCUAGGGUUUCAAAUAAAGUUGUCGCCUUUUUGGUUAAAGGAGCUUUGCUCGAGCUGUUCUUCAGCAAAUUGGGCCAGCGCCGGCGCCUUUGUUGUCAAUUCGUUUGUUCGAGCUGGUUUGGGAGGAAUUAAGUUUGAAGGCAGGGGGAGGUUGCAUUUUGGUGUGGGGGUGGGAGAUGAAUAGCGUGUUCAGUGAACAGAUUCUGGCCGACAAGCUCUCCAAGCUCAACAGCACCCAACAAUGCAUUGAAACUUUGUCACAUUGGUGCAUAUUUCACCAAACCAAAGCCGAACUCGUUGUUGCGACAUGGGACAAACAGUUCCACGUCUCGGAGAUGGUUCAGAAAGUCCCUCUGCUUUAUCUAGCAAAUGAUAUCUUACAGAACAGUAAACGUAAAGGCAAUGAGUUUGUGACCGAGUUCUGGAAGGUUCUCCCCUCAGCUCUCAAGGACGUUUCUGCAAAAGGUGAUGAUCGUGGCAAGACUGUUGUCUCCAGAUUGGUUAAUAUAUGGGAAGAAAGGAGAGUGUUUGGAACACAUUCUCGAAGCCUAAAAGAAAUCAUGCUUGGUGAUGAGACUCUACCAGACUUGGAGUUCAGUAAAAAGCGUUCACGCACGGUCAAGAUUUUCAAACGAGAUUCCAGAUCUAUUAAAACGAAAUUGCCCAUUGGUGGUGCUGCCGAGAAAAUUGUAUCAGCAUUCCACUCGGUUGACAGGGAGCGUUCCAAAGAAGAGGCAGAGAUGAGUAACUGCAAAUCUCUGGUCAGUCGAGUCAGGAAGAUGGAGAAAAAUGUUGAUAUUUCCUGUAGCAACGGAAAAGAUCCCAAACGUACAAGUUUGGCGAAAGAACUAGAGCAGGAAGACACCCUUCUGAAGCAAUGUAUUCAAAAACUUAAAUCCGUUGAAGCCAGUAGAGCUACCCUUGUCUCUCAGUUGAGGGAAGCUCUAAAUGACCAGGAAUCUGAAUUGGAGGUUGUGCGAACUCAGAUGCAGGUAGCUCAGGCACAGGUGGAUGAGGUCAGCAUAAUGAUAAAGCGGCUGAACGACGAAGACUAUGUGCCCAAAGCCACAACUGCAACCCAAAUAGAAGCAGAUACAAAUGGCAAAGCAGGACACACUCCAAAGAAAACUGCAGCAGCUAUUGCUGCCGAGGUUGCAGAUAAGCUUGCAGCCUCAAGCUCCUCUCAAAUGAUCAUGCAUUCUGUUCUGUCUUCAUUUGCUGCAGAAGCAGCAAAGACCCAAGGUUUGAAGUCAACACCAGUUAGCUCUUCGGUCAAUGAUUCCGUGCCAGAACCUGCUAUGUUUAUGUCAGCACAAAACCCCCUUUCUGCUGCUCCCUCGAACCAUCCAUACCACACCAUGCAGAAUCAGGUACCGAGCUCUCAGUCUCAGUUUCACGUGCUGCCGAAUCCUUCCUCUCAGCAGUACUUGCAGCCUCCUGGAGGGAUUGUUACUCCCUACGGAUAUGGUAGCAUUAGUUCCUUGCCACCAGGACCACCGCCUCCACCUCCUCCCUAUAUGAUGAGUCCAAUGGUGCCUAUGACUCAGCAACCACCGUCGCAAGUUCCAAUUACUCAACAGCAGCAAGCUGCUGCCGGUCCUCCUAGUUUUAGACCCUUGCAGCCGCCUGGUAUGGUGUAUUAUGGCCAUCAUCCAUCAUCCCAUUCUCAGUGACCACAAUGAGGUCAGUUUGUUUUAGGUGUGUUGGCUGUAUAAUUUAUCUCGGGGCCCUGUUUUCCCUUGUAACUGAGAAAUUUCUUGGUAGUAAGAUAGUAUUGGUGAGAUUAGAACAUCUGAUGAAGAUUGAUCAACAUUUUUUUUAUAUAGCUACCAGUAGCAGGGCCAUCUUAGUGAUUCAAAGUGGAGGUGGCAAAUGAAUCGAGCUGAUGUGAGCUCAUGGGUUUGUAGCAAAUAGGUGGGGGUCAAAUUGCGUUUGUGAAUUUAUAGUUAGGAUCAAAUGAGUUUUGCUUAUUGUAUGAAGAGUAUUUCAGUCAUUUGUCAAGUGUAAGGGUUGCUGGUUAAGUUUUAAAUUUUCGGUUCUCAAUCAUAGUUAGAUCAGUUUGUUAAUAGGAAAAGGAUGAACUGAAUUGGGAGGAUGGAAGUAUGUGGCAAAUUAGAUUCUCAAAGUGUGAAGAGAUGUGUUAUUACUGCAAAUCUUUUGAAGGAUUAUUAGUUUAGUACAGGAGUCAAACAAACAGGCAAGUGAAUAUGGUUACACAGUAGAGAGGCAUCAAUAUCAGGUAGUGCUGCUGUUGAUAGGUGAAAUUCGGUUGAUGAUAGCAUCUCUGAUACGAAGCGGGAGAUGGUGCAUGAUGGCCAUAAUGGUCGAGUAACGACCCGACGAGAACCAUGCUGGUGGAUCCUUUCUGAGUAUGGCAGCUACUGUAUCUUUCGCGAACUUUUCUGCAGGGGUGGAUUUGAGGCUUUGGGAGAGGAAUGCCCUCUGCCUGAUCGCAGCCUCGAAUGGUUUGUACAGUUGCCACUCGGGCAUCUUGUUGUAGUUAGCUGACGCGGAGUUCCCGAUGUUUGAUCUGAUGGCUCCUGGAACGACAUUGAUCACGUCGAUUCCCAGCGGCUUAAGUUCCAGCCUGCAUGUGUCAGUCAGUGCAUGAAUUGCUGCUUUAGAUGCGGUAUAUGUGCCGGCCCAAGCGGUGGGACCCAUCACUGUAACGCUUCCCAGGUUGACAAUUUUCCCCUUUCUCCGGGAAGCCAUGUGUGGAGUGACGGCUUGAACCAUCCUCAUUGUGCCGAAUACGUUGGUGUCGAAAGUGCUCUGCACAGCAGAGAGGGGGAUCUCAGCAAGAGGGCCGACGCACUGAACGCCGGCGUUGUUGACAAGAAUGUCCACUUUCCCAUACUUCCCGACGACGUCCGAAACCACCCGUUCGACGCUUUCCGCCGACGAGACGUCCAGUUCCUGGAGAUAGAAUCUCGGGUCCUGCUCCAGGUCCCGCAUCGUGCUCUUCGACCGGCUGGUGGCCACGACCCGGCAGUCGUUGGCGGCGAACUCUCGAGCCAGGGCGUGGCCGAUGCCUCCUUGUGAGCAGCCGGUGAUCAGAACCACUUCCCGUCCGACCGAAUCCAUCAUCAGCUCCUUCUUGUGGGGUAUUUUUGCGGGGAAUUAAAGGGGAAUUUCCAGAGUGGGGAAGUUUCCCGGUGAGAAGGUGGGCCGUCUAGAAUAAAUAGAGAGAGAUCAG